Molecule: messenger RNA, 4379 nt
Organism: Oncorhynchus masou masou (cherry salmon)
Lineage: Eukaryota; Metazoa; Chordata; Actinopteri; Salmoniformes; Salmonidae
Gene: lrp10
Product: low density lipoprotein receptor-related protein 10
Exons: 10
Coding region: 385-2844 (819 amino acids)
Cellular component (GO): plasma membrane
Molecular function (GO): low-density lipoprotein particle receptor activity; protein binding
Source: RefSeq, a predicted model, not a curated record
CAUUUAUAUACAUCAUGUAUCGCUGUUUGUAAUGUAUAUGUUCACCAGGUUGUUUGUAUGUAUAUUUGAAUGCUUUUUAUCGCGUCGCACGUUCAGGAAACGUUACAAGGAAGAAGUUAGUUAAGUUAGCAUUAGCAUGCUAGCCGCAUAACACAGACAGGACGAGAGCGAAGCAGCCGCUGCUUUACCCUCCCUCUUCAAGGAAGUUUGCGGGGGGAAGAUCCAGGAGGCCUAGAUAAAUCUGAUUGUCUUCCUGAAAGACAAGUCAUCGACGAUGGGGUCAUUCUGCAAGGAGGACUGAGGGAUCUGACCUAGAUGUUUUUCUAUCCUACUUGUCUUUCUCUUUCAUGAGCACCUGUAUUUCAGAGGAGCACUAUCAUCAGCAUGACUGCCUCUUUCAACCUUUGUGUCCUCAACGUUUUGUUUGUAACUGCUUACAGCAGCCUGGAGCUGGCCUCCAGUACUGCUCAUUGUGGACAAUCUCCCCAAGUCCUGGAAGCCCCGAGGGGAGAGAUCAGAAGCUCCGUCCACCACAGCUGGUCCUACCGCCCACGGCCGUUCAACUGUAGUUGGAUUAUCAAGGCACAUGUAGGAGAGCCCGUUAUCCUCAGUUUCUCCCAGUUUUCUACACGCUGUAAGAAGGAAUGGGUCUCGGUGACAUCAUCAACUGGCAAGCCCAUUACCUUUUGUGGUUCCGACCUGCCAAAGCCCAUGGAGUUGAUGGGGGGGAACAUUACACUGACGCACCACUUCCUGCCACACUUAUUCCCCGUCUCUGCGUUCUGCCUGGGCUACGCCAGAGACUCUGGUGAAUGUCCGGUGGUGGACUUUGAGUGUUUGGGCGGGCGCUGCCUGCCCCUGUCCUGGCGCUGUAACGGCCGGACAGAGUGUCUGGGUGAAGGGAUGGGGCUGGGAACAGACGAGCAGGACUGUGACGGAGAGAUCGAGAUCCUGGAUCCUGAGCACGACAAAGUAUUGGUGACCACCACCACACCAGAGUCCUACAUAGAGAGAGAGAGGGAAGGGGAGACAGGAAGAGAGAAGAGUGGGGGGAGGGAUUGGGAAACGGCACCGGUUGAGGUGGAGAAAGAGGAGAAGGAAGUAGAGGAGGAUGGGGACUACACCAAGGUAAAGGAGCCAGAUAAUCCUAUGGAGGACUACUGGGAGUUCCUGCCUCGUCAACUCCCCAGCCCCCAGGCUCACAGAGCCCACCCCAGUCCCGGUGUGACCCAGGCCCCCAUCGAGUGGCCGUGUGGCGGCCUCCUCCAAACCUUCUAUGGGACGUUCGCCCCUCCUUCCAUCAAGGGCCCCCCUCUGUUCUGUGUGUGGACCCUGGACCCCCAGGACUCCAGGCCUCUGAAGCUGGACCUGCAGCUGCUGGAACUGGGGCCUGGAGACACGGUCACUAUCACCAACCGACAGCAGGGCACCGGGGAACUCAUCAAAACUAUCACCAGCGAGUCCAGCUACAAGGCCAUCCAGGUUGAGUCCCGGACCGGCCUUCUCUCCCUGACCUAUCACACGCUUCCCGGCUCGGAGGGGCUGGGCUUCAACGCCACCUACCGUGUCGGGGGCUACUGCCCCCCCUGGGAGGGUAAAUGUGGGGGUGCUGCGGGGGGCUGCUACACCCAGGAACAGAAGUGUGACGGGCGCUGGGACUGUCCUGAGACUGGGCACGAUGAGGCGGGAUGCAGGGGGUGUCCCAGGGACCAGUUUGCUUGCGGAGGGGUGGGGCAGCGGGCGGUGCUGGCGGGUCAUAACUUCAUCGGGCGUCCGGUGUGCUUCCCUGCCAAGGAGAGGUGUAACUACCAGCUGUACUGUGCUGACGGGAGCGACGAAAAAGACUGUACCAUAUGUCAACCUGGGACCUUCCACUGCGACAGCAACAGGUGUGUGUUUGAGAGCUGGAGUUGUGACGGCCAGGUGGACUGUAAGGACGGGACAGACGAGAUGAACUGCACCAUGACCCUGCCUCGAAAGGUCAUCACCGCGGCAACCGUGGGCAGCCUGGUUUGUGGGCUGCUGCUGGUCAUCGCUAUGGGCUGCACCUGCAAGCUCUACUCACUGCGGACCCGAGAAUACAGUAUGUUUGCGCCAAUCAGCCGCCAGGAGGCGGAGCUAAUCCAGCAGCAGGCCCCUCCCUCAUAUGGUCAAUUGAUCGCCCAGGGCAUCAUCCCUCCAGUGGAGGACUUCCCCACGGAGAACCCCAAUGAGUCUUCCUCUCUUUCUCUGAGAGGUUUUCUCCAGCUUCUCAGACAGGAUACUUCUAACUCUCCACGACGCCGACGCCGUCCCCGAUUCAUCCGCCGGGCUGUCCGUCGCAUGCGGAGAUGGGGCCUAAUCCCCAGAUCCGCCUCCAGGCCCUCCCAGCCAUCCAGCUCAGCCCCCCAGCUGACAGAGGCCCCCUCCACUGGUGUGGAUCCCAGUCAAUCAACUCCCGCCACCACCUCAUUGGCUGUGGAAGCCGUCAAUCUGCCAUUGCCACAGAAACUCGGCUUGCUCCCACAGACAGUGCAGUACCAGCCACCACCACCCCCCCACUUCCUUCCUCCACCCACUCUACUCCCUCCACCCAUUGUCUCUACUCCAGCUACCCCCCAGAGCCCUCCGGUGGCUGUCCCCCCCACCCCCAGCAGCCCCUCCCUAGCCUCUCUCUUCCACUCUUUGGGGCGCACUAUCUCUCGCUUCCGCUCCUCCCCUUCCUCCUCCCCCACCAACUCACUGCCCCUCUCCACAUCCCCCUCUUUCUCUUCCUCCUCUUUGGAGGACGAGGUGCUACUUAUCCCCCUCUCCGAGGACACAACCCCAGAGGACGACGUGCCCCUGCUUACACUCGACACCUGACUUGAUCCAACACCCCUUCCCUAAAUGAUGACUCAAGCACAGGAGCACUGCAAGGCUCCCUCUCUCUCUCUCUCUCUCUCUCUCUUUCUCUCUCUCUCUCUCUCUUUCUCUCUCUCUCUGUGUUGGUCUGGUGCCUUGGAAUUGCAUUUGAACUAACUAAAGGAAUCUAAUAUUCAAUGCUUUUAUGUUAUUGAGUGUGGAAACUCCUAGAGAAAGUGUAUGUAUUUUUGUGUGUGUGUAGUGUAUUGGUGUGUUGGAUGUGCACUUAUCCAGAUAGAGUCUGAAAGAGAUGAAAUUUGCACAGAAAAUCUCCCCCUCAUGAUCUAAUUUAAUCAAUGAGGCACCUCUGGAGUUUGUGGUAUAUGGAUAAUAUACCACGGCAAAGGGCUGUUCUUCUGCAGGACGCAACACGAAGUGCCUGGAUCCAGCCCUUAGCCGAGGUAUAUUGGCCAUAUACCACAAACCCCAGAGGUUCAUUAUUGCUAUUAUAAACUGGUUACCAAUGUAAUUACAGCAGUAGAAAUAAAUGUUUUGUCAUACACGUGGUAUACAGUCUGAUAUACCAUGGCUUUCAGCCAAUCAGCAAUCAGGGCUCAAAACCACCCGGUUUAUAAUAUAUAAUUUACUGUCAAGUGAAUGAUUUGUUUUAGCACGUGAAAGAGUUAAUGUCUUUGUGUGACAGCAUAUGUGUGAAUGCGUCAUGUAAGGGUGAGCAUAUGGGGGCCAGUGUAAGGAUAUGUAGAUGUCCUGUGUAGACACCAUCCCAUGUAUAGUUCUCAUCUCCCAUCUAAGUGCCUUUUCAGAAGCUUGCUACAGUUGAUGAAUUUGAAUGAUGACACACAUACUGUACACACGGUCCCAAAUAUGUGGACAAAAAGGAACACCCACCUUCUCACGCACAGACUGUGUUUCAUAUUGCUUUCUUAAUGGAUAAAUUGCAUGUCAAUUCUGCAAGCCGGCAAUAAUUUUUGGGGACCCUCCUGGUUAGUGUACGUAUGGCAUAACUGACGUGUAUAGUUUCGUAUGCACUUGCAAGUGUGAUGUAUGAAUGUUUUAUAAUGUAGUUCUCUAGUAGACAAAAUGUGUCUCGGCUCACAAGACAAUCUCUCUUGGUGCCUGAGGUUGGGUUAGACCUGUGAAGUGCACAACCUCACACAGAAAGAUGAGGCCCCCAGGGUCCACGGUCACAACAACCCCGACUUAAAUUCUCAGCCCUUUGUGAAUGGAAUCCACUCUACCACGCUUUCACGCAGUGAACAUAUAGCAAAUUAAGAGACUUUUUUAGUCUGCCAUUUUUACAUCGUAUCUGUUAUUAGUUUUUCCGCUUUUAUCCUCCAGAAAUGUACUUUAAAACAAAUCUUAAAUUGUUCUGUUUGCCUGGGUUGUACUGAAUGUAUUCAAUUAAACAUAGUGGUUGGAGAAUGAUGAUAUGUUUAAAACUUGCAAUGUUGGAGAGAGAUUUUACUAGGGUCUAUUUCACUGUACAUAGCAAAGAUGUGGACAAAUCCACAGAGAUUAAACAAUUUGCACUUUUA